This is a messenger RNA of Pseudovirgaria hyperparasitica, 1253 nucleotides long. RefSeq names its product putative triacylglycerol lipase. The coding region runs from base 100 to 1125 and encodes 341 amino acids. Lineage: Eukaryota; Fungi; Ascomycota; Dothideomycetes; Acrospermales; Acrospermaceae. The transcript has 9 exons. Gene Ontology annotation, molecular function: triacylglycerol lipase activity. The record is from RefSeq and is a predicted model, not a curated record.
CACCGAAUGCCGUGCGCGCCUCCACAGUUUUUUUCCAGUUGCGACUAUUACGCGUCCCUAUACCAAACACGGAUAUGGAAGUAGGAUAUUGAUCAAAUAAUGCUACUCGUCCAGCGUGCGCCAUGUCGCAUUGCUCUGUCAAAGAAGCCCUUGGGUUCAUUGCUCAGGUCACAAUAUAGCAGCAGUGCCGCAGGCACGUCCGACCCACGUCUAGGGGACUUAGGCAAAGUAAUCCAAGACGAGUAUGCGCAAAUUCGAGAGAAGUAUCAAAAACCAAAGUAUCCAAUCGUGCUAGCUCAUGGCCUCCUUGGCUUCGAUGAAUUACAUCUUGCUGGUCGAUCACUUCCAGGAGUACAAUACUGGCGAGGUAUAAGAGAGGCUUUCAAAGUUAACGGUAUAGAGGUCAUGUCAGCGACAGCACCUGCGGCUGGAUCCAUUGAAGAAAGAGCAGCAAAGCUUGGAGAAAGCAUACACAGGCUUGCGAGGGGCAAAAGCGUGAACAUCAUAGCGCAUAGCAUGUGGACUCGAUGCAAGAUAUAUGAUCAGCCGCCUGAAGCCUUAUAUGUGGACGUACGUUCUUUGACCACGAUAGCUACGCCCCAUCGGGGAUCUGCUUUUGCAGACUAUAUGUUCAAGCAGAUUGGCCCCAUAAACAUUCCGAAGCUCUAUAACAUCCUCGAGAGCUUUGGUCUCGAGACAGGCGCCUUCUCUCAACUUACAAUGGAGUAUAUGCGUAAUGACUUCAAUCCCAAAACACCAGAUGUCGAGGGCAUCCGGUUUGUUCUAAGUCUUCGACAUUAUGUACGCGGCUCAAUAGCACUCACCCUUGCCAGGUAUUUUUCUUAUGGUGCGUCCUUGGAACCGACCUUCUGGUCUGUCUUCCGCCCAUCAUUCAACAUCAUAAAGGAAGCGGAAAAUGCUCCAAAUGAUGGUCUUGUGAGCGUUCCCAGUAGUCAGUGGGGUGAGUAUAGGGGCACUCUAGUAGGAGUGAGCCACUUAGAUCUAAUCAACUGGACCAACCGCCUGAAAUGGUUUUUCUGGGAACUGACUGGCAGUAAACGAAAUUUCAACGCUAUUGCUUUCUAUCUUGCUAUCACAGAUAUGUUAGCAAAGGAGGGACUGUAGAUGCGACCUGAUGUAGAUAUGGCCGAUAAAUAUUCAAUAGUGCAACAGAAUUAUUUGCAUAUACCGAAGAUAAGGACUUGUAAGAAUCUCUGCUACAUCAGAUAGGAGACUAUACACCGAUGCUACGC